Molecule: messenger RNA, 969 nt
Organism: Mustela lutreola (European mink)
Lineage: Eukaryota; Metazoa; Chordata; Mammalia; Carnivora; Mustelidae
Product: olfactory receptor 6Z7-like
Exons: 1
Coding region: 1-969 (322 amino acids)
Biological process (GO): G protein-coupled receptor signaling pathway
Cellular component (GO): membrane
Molecular function (GO): G protein-coupled receptor activity; olfactory receptor activity
Source: RefSeq, a predicted model, not a curated record
AUGUGCAAAAUAUAUCAUAGAUGUGUUUGUUCUAAGAUAGAGAGGUCCCUGGAGACGGGCAACAUGAACAGAGUCGGGGAGUUUGUCUUGCUGGGCUUGUCCACCAGGGCGGACAUAAGGGAUGUCCUGUUUGCUGUCUUCCUGAGCCUCUACACGCUGACCCUCCUGGAGAACACGCUCGUCAUCUACCUCGUGUGCAGUCACAGCGAGCUCUGCAAGCCCAUGUACUUCUUCCUGGGCAACCUCAGCUGCCUGGAGAUGUGCUACGUGUCAGUGACCGUGCCCAGCCUGCUCGUGGGGCUGCGGACCGGUCCCUGCCAUGUGCCCUUCACAGCCUGCAUGACCCAGCUCGUCUUCUUCAUUUCCCUCACCUGCAUGGAGUGCACCCUCCUGGCAUCCAUGGCCUAUGACCGCUACGUGGCCAUCUGCCGCCCACUCCAUUAUCCCCUGCUCAUGAGGCCCCGAGUCUGCCUGGGCUUGGCCCUGUCCUCAUGGCUUGGGGGGCUGCUGGUCUCGGUGGCCAAGACGACAUGCAUCGCUAGCCUGUCCUACUGCGGUCCCAACGUCCUCAACCACUUCUUCUGUGACGUCUCCCCUCUGCUCAACCUGUCUUGCACUCAUGUGGCCCUGACCGAGCUGGUGGACUUCAUCUCUGCCAUCGUCAUCUUCUGUGGGACACUGUUGGUAGCACUGGCCUCCUACUCCGCCAUCGGGGUGGCCGUGCUCCGCAUGCCGUCAGCCGCCGCCCGGCGCAAGGCCUUUUCCACCUGCGCCUCCCACCUGGUGGUGGUGGGCAUCUUCUACUCAGCAGCCCUCUUCAUCUACUGCCGUCCCAGCCGCAUCAAAUCCAUGGACCUCAACAAGGUGCUGUCCGUCGUCUACACGGUGCUCACACCCAUGUGCAACCCCGUCAUCUACUGCCUGCGGAACAGGGAGGUACACGCGGCGCUUCGGAAAACUCUCCACUGA